AUGGCUGUGAUGAAUCAGCAGGUCAGGCACAUGGUGCAAUGGCUGGAGUUCCACCAACUAGAAGACCAAGGUUCUUCUAUGAGGAUGGAAGAGCUCGAACGACAAAGGAAUAUCCUAUCGAAUGCAGUUGGACAUGUGAGUCGACGUCACCAAGAGACUACCGAGGAGUACGUCCACGUGGUGAGAGGCAUCGAAGAAGCGAGUUCAGCCCAACGUCAACGCGAUGAGCAUACGGCAGAAAUGCUACAUCAGGAACUGGGUCAACUACGCAACGAAGCUUCACAGAGUUUUGCUGAUCUGGAACUGAUGGCUCAAAACGGUGAACACAAUAUGGCUAUGCAGUACCACAAACUAACGCACACUCUGAAUGAGAAAGCUCACGAAGCUUUAAAGUACAGGAUGGAAGCAUCCAGCAGGGAAUCCGAAGUGGCAGCGAUGCGGGAGGCGAUCGAGAUGAUCAGAGGAGAAGAGCAGAUGGCAAAAGAAGAGGCGAAGAGUACUGUCCUUGCAGCAGAAUCUGGGAUUCGUGCCCUACAAGAUCGACUGAGCAAGGAGGAAGCCGCCAAACUUGAAGCCAAUGCGGGAAUGCAUCAAGAAGAAGCCUAUGCACGUCAGGUAUCUGAACGCGAGCGUCCGAUUACUGCCCUACACAGCGAACUGGGUGAGUUACGUCUUCGACUCAAACAACAAGAAGAGCUUCAAACACAUAGCCAGCAAUCUUGGAAGUUAGAGAUCGAAGCCGAACGCAUGCGGAGUCAGCAGCAUUCUCAAAGAUCGUCGAACGCACCACGGUCAUCGAGAACUUCUGAGACGGGAUGGGAGUGUGUGAGUAGCCAAGUAGGGAGUCAGAAAGGGUCAGCAUUUCCGGUAGCUAGCGAUGUGCGAUCCCCUGACAUCGGCUCUCCCACACUGCGCAGUCCUGUUAACAGAGGUAAAACCAUCAUUGAUACUUGCUCCGCAAUAUCGCCAAUCGUGCACGACGUGAACGCCGAACAAUCGAGUCCAAUGUUGCCGGCAAGCGUGGUGCCAGCAUCAAGUACAACUCUUUCCGGAAAAGAGGCACGAGACAAUCAGCUUAGAAUGCGCGGUAUGCCAGGAGCUUCAUCUUCUUCAUCAACGGGUGUUCCGCAACAGUUUGGUGCGUCCUCUAGGGCAACCAAUAAGAACAGCUUUGUGGAAGAAAAUGAUGAUGUGAAGACGCAAAAGCUCAUUGCUGAACUGAUCGAGCAGGACGUUUUGAGAGCGGACGGAACUGGUGGGCAAGACAAGUCUGUGUACGGGGCGCUGCCUUGGGCGCGACUCGAUCAGGCGCGAUGUGAACAAAUUGCUCAGUUGGCAAACACUGCUCCGUCCUCAUCAUCGGACGUCAAGAGUCACCUAGGGAGGAUCGAAGCGGAAAUGGUCAAGCUUCGACUUGAACUACGUGAAGCCAAAAAGACUGAGGAGAGGUUGCGCGAGGACCGGAAUAUCUGGAAGCAAGCUGCCGAACAAUUCCAACAGGAAUACGACCAAGAACAAGGUGGAGAUGACGGGCAAAACUUUUAUACCGAAGAAGAAGUAUCCCCAUCCGAGUCUCCUACAAACCUUGGGCCACGUGCUCCUGGCGGCGGUGAUGGUGAUGAUGAUCCAGUGACGCACCUUGACAGCUGGAUGGCUAACGGCGCCGCAAAUGUUCUUGGUGCCUGCGCGGAUCCAAACCACGAGGACUGGAUAGCUUGGCUUCAGCCAGCAUUCCGUCCGAAUCCUGACAUUGAUGCACUUAAUGAUUCCGGGAACACCAAGUUCAAGAGCAUUGACGUCAAGCUGGGUGUGGCUAUGACUGCCAUGAUCAAGAAUGGUGGUGACGGCGCGCAAGACUUGUACCUGAACGUCAACCGCUCAGCAAACAAGCUCAUGCGCGAACAAUCGAAACUGCUCAAAGGGAGACAGAUCAUCGCCAUGAUGUACGAAAGUGACCAGAAGAUGAACGUGUUCAAGCAGACAUGGUUGGAGAUCAUUGAUCGAAUGCGACCAGAAGAUGUUCCGUCUGAUACCGCAUUGAGAGAUACACUCUAUUCAAAGAUCAAGGAGUCACCGGCAUUGUAG
Molecule: messenger RNA, 2085 nt
Organism: Symbiodinium sp. CCMP2456
Lineage: Eukaryota; Dinophyceae; Suessiales; Symbiodiniaceae
Source: the annotation of a GenBank genome assembly